AUGACGAUGGCAGAUGAACACGAACAAAAGCAAGUGACUACUACACGCGCAGAUGUACUGCUCGAAAAAAAAUGGCCCGCGGAACUGGACAUUCUCCAAUCCGCGUUUCCAUAUCACUUCCAAUCGACCGUGCUUCGCGUUUUGGCGAACGCGGAGGGAUGCUUGGAAAAAGCGGGAGAAAUGCUUUUACAAACGCCGAAAGAUUUGGACGACGCAUACGUCGCGACGAAGACGAAGAGCGGGAGAGAGGUGAAAACGCCGCUCAUGUCCGGCGACGAACUGUUUGCACAAAACGGUGGAGGACAUGCGAUGAAACCGAAACGAGAGGAGAAGUUUUGGUGUCAAGUGUUGAGGGAAGAGACGACGAAAGUCCUCCCGGAGGAGGAAAAAGAAGGAAAGGAGAAGAGUAAAGAAGAAGAAACGAGCGACGAUGACGGAGAGAAUACUCGAGAACCAAAACCGACUGGCGCGGCGAUGAUGAUCGCUUUGGGUGGCGGCAUCGGGACCAGAGACGCGGUCGCGUGGGAGUCCGAUCGAUGGCCGACGGUAUCGUCGAACGAGGAAGAAGACGAUGCGAAGAAAUUCUCGGAGAAGAACGUGGAGAAAGUUUUGGGAUGGCGCGAGAAAAAAAGCGCGACAAAGGAAACGACGACGGAAACGACGGAAACGAAAGAGAUUGAGCUUUUGGUGAAGUUUAAAAACGUCGCGUAUUUCCACUCCCGAUGGGUUCCAGAAUCCUUCGUCGAGAAGCAAAGAUUGACGCAACUGUACAUCAAGUUUCCGAAGGUGGACCCAGUCACCGGGGAAGCCAAUACGAAGAGUGUGUCCGUGGACGUGGCUAAGGAGGUCAUGGAACUAGAUAAAAUUGUCGCGGUGAAACCUGGAGCGUUGUAUCUGUGCAAGUGGAAAGGCUUGAAUUACGACGAGUUGACGGAGGAAUCGUUCGAGUUUGUCGAGGAACAUUUUCCUUCGUGCGUACCGGAUUUCAACAAGGAGGAGAUGCGAUGGACGGAGAAGAACGAAAAAGCGGGCGAAUUAGAAGACGCCGCAAAGAAACCCGAGGACGGCGAAGUGCGAGCGAAAGUGUGGACGACAAACGAUGCUUUGAUCGAACCGGAGAAGUUCAACGGCAAACACACCGAUUUCAUUUUGCGCGAGUAUCAAGCCGAAGGCGUCAAAUGGAUCACGAGCAAUUUUCACGCCGGUCGUCCAGGUUGCAUCUUAGCCGAUGAGAUGGGAUUAGGUAAAACCGCGCAAGCAAUUAACGUUUUAGAAGUUGUUUGUGAACGCGUACGCCCGGACCUUCCAACGCUGGUCGUCGCGCCGUUGUCUACGUUAGUGAACUGGGAACGCGAGUGCCAAACGUGGAUACCGCAUUUGAACGUCGUCGUGUACAGCGGAACCGCAAAAGCGCGCGCGGAAAUCCGAGACAAGUGUUUGUGGCCUAAAGACGAGCAAUCAAACACUUUAUCCCCGGGGUCGAGAGCGGACGUCGUGUUGACCACGUACGAGAUGGUGAACUUUGAUAAAAACGCGCUCGGUAAAAUUGAAUGGUCCGCGGUAGUUGUCGACGAGGCGCACAAGUUGAAAAACAGCGAAGGUAAACUCUUCAACGAACUUUCCUUGUUUAAAAAGCAAAAGACGUUGCUAUUGACCGGCACGCCGUUGCAAAACAACGUCGGCGAAUUGUGGAGUCUGUUGAAAUUCGUCGACCCGCAACGAUUCGCCGAACGCGAAAAAUUCGAAAAAGUCUUCGGCAACAUCUCCACCGCGAAUCACGUGGACGCGCUGCACGCGGUGUUAAAACCGUACCUGUUGAGACGUUUGAAAACGGAUGUGGAGCAAAAGUUGCCCCCGAGAGUUGAAACGUUAGUCGAGUGCGAGUUGGCGCCGUUGCAAAAGAAGUGCUAUCGCGCGUUGUUUGAGCGCAACUUUUCGUUCUUAUCCUCGGCGUCUGGCUCGGACGAUGCGACGAUCUCAAUGAAGGAGGAAGAGAACGGCGAGAAUGCGCUUUCUAUGUUUCGCAACGUCAUGAUGGAAGUGCGCAAGUGCUGUCAACACCCGUUCCUUCUCGACGGCGUCGAAAAUGCCGUUUCGAACGGAACGAUGACCGUUACCAUCGACAAACUCGUCUCGGCGAGCGGGAAGUUGCAAUUGCUCGAUAAGCUUUUGCCGAAAUUGAAAGCGAACGGCUCGAAAGUUUUAAUCUUUUCACAAAUGACGCGCGUUUUAGACGUUUUAGAAGAUUACAAUCGCGCCAGAGGCCAUAAAUACGAGCGAUUAGAUGGUGGCGUGACUGGAAAGAAACGCCAAGAAUCCAUCGACCGAUUCUCCGCGGAAGAUUCCGAGGCGUUUUUGUUCUUAUUAUCCACUCGGGCCGGCGGUCAAGGCAUCAACUUGACCAAAGCGGAUACAGUCAUCGUGUUUGAUUCGGAUUGGAACCCGCAAAACGACGCGCAAGCGUUAGCCAGAGCGCACAGAAUUGGCCAAACGAAAGCAGUCCAGGUGUACCGCUUGGUUUCGAGAGGGACGUACGAGAAGGAAAUGUUUACUCGAGCGUCCAUGAAACUUGGUUUAGAACAAGCCAUUUUCGGCGAUAUCAAUAAUAACGAUAGCGAUAAAGAGAACGCUGCGCUGCAACAACAACAACAACAACAACAACAACAACAAAAGCCCUCCGCGAAAUCGGCGAAAGAGCAAAGACAAGAAGUUGAAAAUUUGCUCAAGCACGGAGCGUACGGGCUCCUCACCGAAGCUCGAGAAGAGGCGGAGAAGAGAUACCAGAAGUGGGGCUCCGACGAUAUCGACUCGAUUUUGCAAAACUCGGAGCAAAAAGUCGUCGACGCCGAGGAGGACGAGAAAGAAAAGCGGCCGUCGGAUAAGAAGAAGGAAAAGUCUUCUUUGUUUGCCACGGCGACGUUCGCCUCGGAAGCUUCGGAGAAGAUGAACGUAGAUUUAGACGAUCCGGAUUUUUGGCAAAAGUUAAUGCCGGAACAAGCCGAGGAAGAAAAGCGUCUGGAAGCGCAAAAGAAACGCCUGGAAGAGCAAAAACAACAAGCGUUGUUACUCUCGGCGAAGAAGAAAGAAGACAGACGCAUGGCCAACGGCGAGAUUUGGGAGUGGUCGUGGCAAGAGAAACGCUCUUCGUUGGAUAAAUUAGCCAUGUUUGGUUUUGGAAACUGGGAGAAGAUCUACGACACCGCGCAGUUGAAGAACGACAAAACUAUCGCGCACUUGAAAGCGUUUUGCAGACGCUAUGCGUCUUUGGUUGUCCAACGUCACGAAGCGAUUACGCCGGUGUUGCGCGAAACCGUUUUCGGCGAAAUCGACGAGGACGAAAAAGCCAUCGUACAUUUAGCCACCGGCGGUGAAGAUUAUCUCAACGAAAUCUUCGCGGACCGACAUUUUUACACGCACUGCAAAGAGCGAUCGUCAGAAGACGCUUUGAAGUUGGAAAUGUUGCUGUGCGGAUGGAAAGCGGUCCAAGAAGUUGGCGGCAUUGAAGGCGCCUCUAUGGAGUUGGACGUCCCAGACGUCUCCAUGGGACCAACAGAUCAACAAAAGAUCGCCCCGCCGGCGAAAUGGUGGAACGAAGCGCACGAUCGCGCGUUGAUUUGUGGCACUUUCAAGUGGGGUUUCGGAAAAUACAACGACAUUCGCGACGACGAGGAGUUAGCCUUCGCGUGGGAUUUUAAGGGUAAAGUCGCGCCCGAGGAAGAGAAGAAGAAGAAAGCGGUCCCCGUCGCGAAAUUGCCGGUGGCGACGUUGCCGGGCGGUGGCAUCAUCGUUGACGUGCCCGAAUUCGGUGGAGGUGUUCAGGACAUGGAUAUCGAUAAAGCUGCCGACGACGACCUCAUGGCGAGCAUGCGCAUGAUGGAAAAGAAAGAAGACGAGGCCACCGCUUUGCCCGCAAUCGCGACGGACCUGCAGGAGCAGCCGCAGCAGCAGCAGCAAGAAGACGACAUGGAGACGGAAAAACAAUGGGUACACGGCCGCCAUCUCGCCUACCGCAUCCGCCGCCUCUUUGCCGCGCUCGGAAACAAACCGUUAAACGCGUUCAGCAUCAAGCGCGACAGCGCGGCGUUGCCGAAACCGCCAAAAGCGCCGAAAGAACCGAAACCAAAGAAGGAAAAGAAACCGAAAGCACCGAAAGUACCGAAAGAACCGAAACCGAAAAAAGAAAAGAAACCAAAAGCACCGUCUCUCGGCCGUCGCGCGGGAGGCGGCGCGGGUGGCGACCCUCUCGCCAAACUCGAGAGAGCCGCGCAAGCCGUGAAAGAGUUGCCUCGAAAAGAAGCCGACGAAACCGGUUACGAAGCGUUUCAAACGCCCAUCGGUCCCGUAGGCGGCGUCACCAUCGAAUGUUUAGGUACGGUGUUGCACUCGCCGGAAGACGCCAAGAAAGGAUGGUCGAACGUGAACUACAUCUUACCGCUCGGUUUCAAAACCACAAAGUUGUAUUCCAAAUUAGACCCGGAAAAUUUGGAAGAGAAGUGCACGUGGACGCAAGAGAUUAAAAUGGACGAAUCCGAGAAAACGCCGCUCUUUUCCUUGACCACGGAAGACGGCUCCAUAGUCAUCGAAAAGAAAUCCGCGACCGCGUGUUGGGGCGAAGUUUUGCAACGCGCGAAAACCAUCCGCGAACAAAAAGGCGAGGCGGCGAAGAAAACCGCCAUCUCCGGACCGGAAUUCUUUGGGUACUCGUUACACACCGUUCGAUUGAUGAUUGAACAGUUACCGAACGCGGAGAAGUGCGACGAGUACGUCGCUUUAGAGAAGACGCUACGAGACGCCGUCGCUAGACAGCAAAAGGAGAAAGAAGCCGCCGCUUCUGAAGCCGUCGAAAAUGCUCCGACGACCAAAGAAGAAGGAGAAGAGAAGGAAGAAGCCGCCAACGACGAAAACGCCGACGCGUCCAUCUCGGGGACGAUCUCGCCCGCUCGAAUCACCACCCCAAUCUCCCCAUCUCGCGCGUUCGACUCCCUCAAAACGACGCCGUUGAAGCAACAAUCCCCCUCGCUCUCCAACGCCAAGAAACGUCCGUCCCCGACCCAAAUUUCCAAAGGAGGAUCAGGAAAGGGAUCCUCCUCCCAAAAGAAGACGAAGAAAACCGCCAAAGCCUCUCCCCUCGCCGCGGGGGAUGAAAACGAAGGAGAAGAAAACGACGACGUCACUCAGAGCGACCGAAAAAGAAACGACGGUAAAAAGCGCGGUGGUGGUGUCGGUACCAAGCUCCUCUCCGCCAUCAAAAAGAAGAUGUUCAAAGCGUAA
Bathycoccus prasinos is the source of this 5271-nucleotide messenger RNA. RefSeq lists its product with no specific name. The record is from RefSeq and is a predicted model, not a curated record. Gene Ontology annotation, molecular function: ATP-dependent chromatin remodeler activity; ATP binding. Bases 1 to 5271 code for a protein of 1756 amino acids. The transcript has a single exon. Lineage: Eukaryota; Viridiplantae; Chlorophyta; Mamiellophyceae; Mamiellales; Bathycoccaceae. Gene Ontology annotation, cellular component: nucleus.